Messenger RNA from Loxodonta africana (African savanna elephant), 6247 nucleotides. RefSeq names its product mbt domain containing 1 (gene MBTD1). NCBI's taxonomy places the organism in Eukaryota, Metazoa, Chordata, Mammalia, Proboscidea, Elephantidae. The record is from RefSeq and is a predicted model, not a curated record. The coding region runs from base 198 to 2249 and encodes 683 amino acids. The transcript is spliced from 17 exons. Gene Ontology annotation, cellular component: nucleus. Gene Ontology annotation, molecular function: zinc ion binding; chromatin binding. Gene Ontology annotation, biological process: negative regulation of DNA-templated transcription.
UGCUAAUGUUGUUGAUAUCCUGGGGCCACCCGAGUUAAAGGGGGGAAAUCCGGGGGCUGCCGCAGCUGCCACCGGUCUGGGCCCAGCUGGGGGCCCCUGUGGUCACUGCAGUCCCGGGUAGAGGCGCCUGCCCCCAGCGCGGGGAGGGGGCGCCGCGGGCCUGGGGAGCACGGACAACCCCUACCCAUGAGGCCCUGAUGGAAAACACAAAGGAUCUGACUGAACAUUCUUCACGAUCUGAAAGGAAAAGAAGAGACUCUUUCGGGAUGUUUGACGGUUAUGAUAGCUGCAGUGAGGAUACAAGUAGCAGCUCCAGCUCUGAGGAGAGUGAAGAAGAAGUUGCUCCUUUACCUUCUAAUCUCCCAAUUAUCAAAAACAAUGGACAGGUCUACACAUACCCAGAUGGUAAAUCUGGUAUGGCUACCUGUGAGAUGUGUGGGAUGGUUGGUGUGCGAGAUGCUUUUUACUCUAAAACAAAGCGUUUCUGCAGCGUUUCAUGUUCAAGAAGUUAUUCAUCAAACUCCAAGAAGGCAAGCAUUUUGGCCAGACUUCAGGUAACGGGUAAGCCUCCAACAAAGAAAGCAAAAGUUCUUCAGAAACAACCUUUAGUUGCUAAGCUAGCAGCAUACGCUCAGUACCAAGCUACCUUGCAAAAUCAAGCAAAGACUAAAGCAGCAGCAGUCUCCAUGGAAGGUUUCAGCUGGGGUAACUACAUCAAUAGCAAUAGCUUUAUAGCAGCUCCAGUUACCUGUUUUAAACAUGCACCUAUGGGGACCUGCUGGGGUGAUAUCUCAGAAAAUGUGAGAAUAGAAGUUCCUAAUACAGACUGCAGCCUACCUACCAAAGUCUUCUGGAUUGCUGGAAUUGUAAAACUAGCAGGUUACAAUGCCCUUUUAAGAUAUGAAGGAUUUGAAAAUGACUCUGGUCUGGACUUCUGGUGCAAUAUAUGUGGUUCUGAUAUCCAUCCAGUUGGUUGGUGUGCAGCCAGUGGAAAACCUCUCGUCCCUCCUAGAACUAUUCAACACAAGUAUACGAACUGGAAAGCUUUUCUAGUGAAACGACUUACUGGUGCCAAAACCCUUCCGCCUGAUUUCUCACAGAAGGUUUCUGAGAGUAUGCAGUAUCCUUUCAAACCUUGCAUGAGAGUAGAAGUGGUUGACAAGAGGCAUUUAUGUCGAACACGAGUAGCAGUGGUGGAAAGUGUAAUUGGAGGAAGAUUAAGACUAGUGUAUGAAGAAAGUGAAGAUAGGACAGAUGAUUUCUGGUGCCACAUGCACAGCCCAUUAAUCCAUCAUAUCGGUUGGUCUCGAAGUAUAGGCCAUCGAUUCAAAAGAUCUGAUAUUACAAAGAAACAGGAUGGACAUUCUGAUACACCGCCACAUUUAUUUGCUAAGGUAAAAGAAGUAGACCAGAGUGGGGAAUGGUUCAAGGAAGGAAUGAAAUUGGAAGCUAUAGACCCAUUAAAUCUUUCUACAAUAUGUGUUGCGACCAUUAGAAAGGUGCUGGCUGACGGAUUCCUAAUGAUUGGGAUUGAUGGCUCAGAAGCAGCAGACGGAUCUGACUGGUUCUGUUACCAUGCAACCUCUCCUUCUAUUUUCCCUGUCGGGUUCUGUGAAAUUAACAUGAUUGAACUUACUCCACCCAGAGGUUACACAAAACUUCCUUUCAAAUGGUUUGACUACCUCAGGGAAACUGGCUCCAUUGCAGCACCAGUAAAACUAUUUAAUAAGGAUGUUCCAAAUCACGGAUUUCGUGUAGGAAUGAAAUUAGAAGCAGUAGAUCUCAUGGAGCCACGUUUAAUAUGUGUAGCCACAGUAACUCGAAUUAUUCACCGUCUCUUGAGGAUACAUUUUGAUGGAUGGGAAGAAGAGUAUGAUCAGUGGGUAGACUGUGAGUCCCCUGACCUGUAUCCUGUAGGGUGGUGUCAGUUAACUGGAUAUCAACUACAACCUCCAGCAUCACAGUCAUCAAGAGAAAGCCAAUCAGGUUCAUCAAAACAGAAGAAAAAGGCUAAGUCCCAGCAAUACAAAGGACAUAAGAAAAAAAGGAAGAUGCCAGUUGGGAAGAAGCCUGUCAGUUUGUCGAGCCUGCCCAUGACAGGUGGGGUGCGGAGGAGCUUCUCUGGUGACGAAGAGUUGACUCCUCCUCCAUAUCGAACCCUUCCAGCACAGACGGCCCCGGAGGCCUUCCCACCUCCCAGCACUAGCCGGGAGUUCAUUCCCAGCCUCAAAACAGGGUAUGUUAUUUAGCUUCUACCUCCCUAAUGGUGUAUUAGGUCGUCUUCAUCCUUCCAUCCUGUUUUUCUGAAGAUCACUCUUAACAUCCUUUCAUCUAGAGAAAAUUAUGAUACCUGCUUCGUAUGAAGAACAUAUUAGGACUGAAAAUCCAAUGUUAUCUGCUCUUUAACAGAGAAACCUUCAAAGUCUGUCUAAAGAGCAUUCAAGUUUCAUUUCUUAUUAGUAUAUUUGCUUUAACUUUUUGUCUUUUUGCACUUGUUGUUUAUGAAAUAGUCGUCUUUUACCUAAGUAAUUAACUGUGGGUAUUGUGAGCCCUGAAUGUAUUUGAAUUUUUAUUGGAUUUUGGGUGUGUUUUCUUUAAGCAUUAAACUGAUUUUGGAGAUGUGUGUUACAUUUUGUGAGAGGUUACGGAUUGGUGGGAAACAAAAGUUGGCUUCUGGGAUUAACAGAACCCAAGAACUUAGAGUAAAUGUACUGAAUGGAAACCAUGUGAUCUCCUAAGUGAUUUCCUUCUUCCUUCAGUGCCUGUGGUGUCUUUGGAGCUAGGGGUGCAUUUGUAGGACUUGGAUGUGAUCUUAUUUUGGGGAAACUACAUAGAGACUACAUUGCUACCUUAGCUAUCCGGAAGCUACAGUUUGCUUAGUCGUUGAGAGAGUUUAUUAUUUAUGGGCAUUCUAGCUGGGGAAAUGAUUUUGGUUGAUUUAUUUCCUGAAAUGCUAGUGAUUAGAGUCAACAAAGUGACUCCCUUUCAAAAGGAGAGCUAAAAAAAUACAUUUGUAUAGAAGGUGACAUUCAGCCACAGAACCUACUCUACCUCAUCUAUCAUUCGUUGAGAAUUAGGCUUGGAAAAGAGAGAUUGUUAGUGUGCAGAUACCAAACAGGCCUUGUUGUAGGUUCCAUGAAAAUUCACAUUGAACACAUUCCUCAUCUGAGUGAAUGUUUCACCUGUAUCUUGAGUGACUUUAUUUUAAGCACAUCACUUCCAUAUUUCAAUAUGAGUAGAAGCAUAAUCCAGAGAUUUGUUGUUAGUAGUAAAUGGAUGUAGCUUCAGAGUGUGCUUUAGAAUCUCAGCUUAUAUUUGAAUUAAAAAAAAAAAAAAAUUUGUUUGAAUGGAACAUGUUCGGAUCUUGAAGCACGGUAAUUCUUUUCUCAUUCAUUUAGCCAUCUGAUCAUCAUAUAACAAGAUAUUGUUUUAAUCAACCUUUUAUUGUGGGUACUGCACCUUUAAUGAAACUUGUGUUUUGUUUUCUUUUUCUUGUGUUUAUUUUCAUGGCAUCUUUACAAUGUCCUGAACACUUUAUUAAUGCAUGUUCGUUAGAUUUGAAGGAUAAGAGUCAUACAUUUUAUUGUUCUCCAUAAAAGAAGUUUUAUAUUAAAUAGGUUUGUAAAGAAAGGAAGAACUGCACAGCUUUGUUGGCUUUAGUUUGAGCAGUCUGAUUUGGGGGUUAUUUUGCUAUUUUUACUGUAGGGAAAUGUAUUCACUUUUCAGUCUUUGGUAUUAAAUUUUUCACAAGUAACCAAAGUAAAAUAAAACAUUGGUACCUCUCUAAAGAUUAUAUUUUAAAUUAGUAAAUAAGAUGCCAAGGACCAUUAUUUUUAAAACUAAUUUUUUAUAAAUAAAACAAAGACAUGAAGUAUUUUUCUGUGACUGUACUGUUAGAUGUUAAAAAUACAGCCGUUUUGAUAUUGUUCCACAUGAUGACACAGCUGAGUUACUGCUUCAUGAAAAACUUGAUUGGCUUACGACUUAUCUAAAUACUCUUUGAGUUCUAAUUCUCAUAAAUUGAUUUUUUUUUUUUCCGAGUAUGAGCAGGUCCCAAUUUACAUUCCAUCUUUAUGCUUUCGCUCACCCUAGUUGUACUAAAAGGAUCCAUAAUGGAAGAAAAAAAAACUUAGAACUUUUAUUUGGAGCCAGAUUACCUGCAGGGACCAGACAGUUCCCUCCGUGAGUCAGGCCACCAGCAUGAGUGUGACUCACACAUUGUAGGUGUGGUGAGCCACUGGAGUAGGUGGAGAUCUCAGGCUAAUCCUAGCCACUCAAGAUUUCUAGUCUCAUGUUCCUAGCUCCUCCCUAGUUUUCAGAUUUUUAUAUGAAAUGUCUCAUUUCAAAAUGUUUUACUCAAAUAUAAAAAGAACCAUGGGGUACAGGCAAAGGCGUAGGGGAGCACAGUUAGUGACCUGUGCGUGCUGAAGAAACUGGAAUAGAAAGUUCGUUCACAUUGCUUGCCGUGGGAAUAGAUUGCAGUAACUGUUAGCACACAAGAUUAGCUCACCUGUUUUUUAAAUUAUCUAAAAUUUUACCGUUAAAUUUUGAUUGAACAGUAAUUUUUUUUUUUUUUAAUCUGAGUGAUCAGUAGUUAUUGAGGCUGGUCCUUAACACCCAGCUGAGCUCUGCUGCACAGAAGAGGGAAUGAGCACUUUAAUUAGAAAAGUGGAGAAGUAAUUUUCUGAGGGAGGAGCUGUGUGAGAGAAAGUAGGCUUCAGGAAAAUGAGUUAGGACAGUCUUAAACUACUGGGUAAUCGUGUUGAGGAACAGUAACAAGUAAAGACGGGUUUAUAAAAGGCAAUAGGAAAACUUCAUAGUUAACCUUGGCCUGAAAUUUUUGCCUAGGACCAGCCUUGGUACCAUGAAAAGGCAGAUGAAAUUCCUCUUUCUCUUCUCUUCAUCCUUGCCCAUGUACCAUAAGAGCCCUGCUCUCACUGAAAAUUCUGACUAGCAUACAGCUACAUUGUAGAUUGAGUAGACUUCUGUGGCUAUCCAGAAGCCUAAACCCACUUAAAAUUGGAACCUGAAAAUAGUUUUUCAUAGAAAUAAAUAAAUAUAAGACCUGACCUGUUCGUAAAUUGAGGAUUGCCUGUGCUGUUUGUUUUCAUUAAAAAGCAAGUCAUCAUAAUGGACCACAACUAGCAUGCCCUCCACCAAUCUGAGUCCAAAACAACUAGAUGGUGCCCAGCUACCACCUCUGACAGGGAUCACAAUAGAGGGUCCCCAGUAGAGCUGGAGAAAAAUAUAGAACAAAAUACUAACUCACAAAAAAAGACCAGGCUUACUGGCCUGACAGAGACUGGAGAAACCCCAAGAAUACAGCCCCAGGCCACCCUUUGAGCUCAGUGAUGAAGUCACUCCUGAGGUUCACCCUUCAACCAAAGAUUAGACAGGCCCAUAAAACAAGACUUAAAGGGGCACACCAGCCAAAGCGCAAGGACUAGAAGGCAGGAUACGGGAAAGCUGUUAAUAGGGAACCCAAGGUCAAGAAGGGAGAGUGUUGACAUGUCGUGGGGUUGUUAACCAGUGUCAUAGAACAAAAUGUGUACUGUUUAAUGAGAAGCUAGUUCUGUAAACCUUCAUCUAAAGUACAAUUAAAAAAAAAGUCAUCGAAUAAGAACUCAGGCAGUAUUACUACUAAGUGGAUACCAUUGGUAAUGUUAGAGUUCUGCACCAAUCUGAUAUUGCUGGUAUCAGCAAAUUCUUUUUAAUGAAAAUGAUUACUCAGCUUUUUUUUCUUUUUUAGUUUUAAGUAUAGGAGUACUCACAUCAUAUUUUUUUAUGCAAGGAAUCUUUUUAAUAAAGGUACUUCUUGGGAAUAAUAGAUUAUAUUAAAGUCAUAUUUAUUGCUGCUUAUUAAAUAUUGUUCAGGACCACAUAAGAAAUGUGUCAUUGUUUAUACCAGACAUUGACAGAAAAGUGAAUACAUAAUCAGAAAAAUUCUAAUUAAUAUAGUCAAAUUAGUAAGCUCUGUUAUUUUGAAAAUGUCCAGUGAAUAAUAGGCAGCAUUGUUUCUUUUUUAGAAUAUUCCUUAAUUAACUGCUGGUACCCUUUGAAGACUAAAAUCAAUUGAUUGCUUAUAUUUCAGAGGUCUAAUUUUAAGAGUUAAUGAAGUCUUAUUAAGACUUAAUAUUGUUAUUCUUAAGGCUCAUUAAGACUUAAAGAAGUCUUACUAAUUAUAAAGCUGGUGGAACCUGAAGAUAAAAGGCACUCUGAAUAUUCCAGAAAGGCUUAAUGACAUUCU